This is a messenger RNA of Aspergillus calidoustus, 552 nucleotides long. Lineage: Eukaryota; Fungi; Ascomycota; Eurotiomycetes; Eurotiales; Aspergillaceae. The record is from the annotation of a GenBank genome assembly.
AUGUUUUGUCUCAGGAGCUGGCUUCCACUCCUCUUCAUCCCAACCAACGCAUCCCCGCUCUUCCUCAUCUCCUUCGUAACUCUCACUUACCUCCUCCACCGACCCUGCAUCUACUGCUCCGCGCUCCUCGUCAUCCUCUUCGCCUCAACCUGCACCUGGUCCGACCGCUGCUUCUUCAACCUCCGAGCCGACUGGUUCGCUCCCCGCUACACACCCUACGAUGCCGCCGCAGCCGCCGGCUCCGCAGCAAACAACAGCUGUCUUGCCCACCCGCACAAUGCGUCGUCAAUAUUGGGGCCUGAGAACGAGUCGCUAGCGGGAUAUGUGUUUGAGGCCGUCAACAAUACCGCGAAAGCGCUAGCUGGUGCUGUCGUCGACGAGACGCAACGGCGAUUCUUCCCCAACGCCGGCGAGAGCUCAUGUCCUUCGGCUUCGCCUGCGGGCUCGACCGCCGCGGAUGAGUUGACUGGAUUCGGGCUGGAGUGGUUAAGGAGUAUGGUUGGGCGGCGCGAGUGGACGCUUCCUUGCGUGGAUGUGAAGAUUCGAGUAUAA